Messenger RNA from Pantherophis guttatus, 1585 nucleotides. The record is from RefSeq and is a predicted model, not a curated record. Lineage: Eukaryota; Metazoa; Chordata; Lepidosauria; Squamata; Colubridae.
UUUGGCGGAGGCACCAACGGGCCUCAAUAGGGGCUAUGGCGCCGGCGCCUGGGCCGCGGAGGAAAGGGGCGGCGGGGCCAGGCUCCCCCGUCCUACUCCGGGCCCUACGCCGAGCCUGGCAGGAGAAGCACCUGGUGCUCUUAGAGCCUCGCUUCACCCCGCUGGUGGCCGCCUGCCUCUGCUUGGCCGAAGUGGGGGUCAACCUCUGGGUCAUCCAGAGGGUGGCAUACACCGAGAUCGACUGGAAAGCCUACAUGGAUGAAGUGGAGGGGGUUGUGAACGGGACCCUGGAUUACACCCAACUAAAGGGGGACACGGGUCCCCUUGUGUACCCUGCUGGCUUCGUUUACAUCUUCAUGGGUCUUUAUUAUGCCACCGACCGAGGCACCAACAUCCGCAUGGCACAGUACUUUUUUGCCACCUUGUACCUGGCCACCCUGCUGCUUUUCCGCAUCUACAGCCGCACCAAUAAGGUCCCUCCCUACGUCUUCUUCUUCAUGUGCUGUGCCUCCUACCGCAUCCACUCCAUUUUCGUCUUGCGCCUCUUCAACGACCCGGUGGCCAUGGCAAUCCUUUUCCUGGCUGUCAAUCUCUUCUUGGAGGAUCGCUGGUCCUGGGGCUGCUUCUGCUACAGCCUGGCUGUGUCGGUCAAAAUGAACAUCCUCCUCUUUGCGCCGGGACUUCUCUUCCUUCUCCUCCGGCGCUUUGGCCUGCGAGGGGCCAUUCCAAAGCUCGCCAUCUGUGCAGUCCUUCAGGUGGCCCUGGGCUUGCCCUUCCUGAUGGAGAACCCCGUGGGAUACGUGUCCCGUUCCUUUGAUUUGGGUCGUCAGUUCCUCUUCAAGUGGACCGUAAAUUGGAGGUUCUUGCCCGAAGAAGUUUUCCAACACCGGGCUUUUCACCUGGCACUGUUGGUCCUCCACUUCACAGUCCUGGCUCUCUUUGCACUAACCAGGUGGCACAGAUCUGAUGAAACCAUCUUGAGCCUGUUAAAGGAUCCAGCCAAGAGGAAGGACCAUCCAAAACCUCUUUCAGCAAAUCAGGUCAUUUUCCCUCUCUUUACCUCUAAUUUCAUUGGCGUUUGCUUCAGCCGCUCCUUGCAUUACCAGUUCUACGUCUGGUAUUUCCAUACCCUGCCCUACCUGCUCUGGUGCACGCCACCCAAGAAGCUGGCCCACCUACUGAAAGUGCUUAUCUUAGGUUUAGUCGAGCUCUCGUGGAACACGUAUCCCUCGACCGUUUACAGCUCAGCUUCUCUCCACGUGUGUCAUGGAAUCAUCCUUCUGCAGCUCUGGCACGGGACAAGGUCUUCUCCGGAGGAGAAGCAGCCGUCAAAAAAGGUGGAAUGAAAAAACGACUCAGAAGAAAGAGGGACAGUAAGAAUUUGGAUUAAGAUCGGCCGUUGCUGAGGACCACUGAGAAGGGGCCGUUCACAGACCUUCCCGGUGCCAGAUGUGCUUGCGGGGCGAUGCCCUGCCUUCUCUUCCCUGUGGCUAAAGUGGGGUGCGGAAUGGGAAUUGGCAGAGCUGAUCGUCACACCAAAGAUAAUGUGGAAUAUCUUGAAUAAAGGACAGUAAUGGUUGGAUAA